AUGAGUCUUCCUCAUGGUCAGUUCAAUACGGCACAAAUUACAAUAUCUAGAGACCAGUGGAAUUCCUCCCGUGGUCCGCAGAAGUGUUUUGUCGGUCCACGGGAAAUUUGCUUUGGCACAAGAAAUGAAUCCAAGGAAGAAAUGAGCCAAAUAGCCGCCUUCACAGCCGCCAAAAUGGCGGCCAAUGUGGCGGCUGUGAAGGCGGCUAUUGAUGAAAAUGGCGGAAUUGCAUUGGAUGACUUGGAGGCAACCCUUAGAAAGCAUGCCAAGUUGAUUUCAAAAAUUCUGAAGGGAAAGCUGGGCUACAACAAAAAAAGGGCGCCUCAUCUUUCGAUGUAUUCUGUCACUAGGAAGAAACUUUCGAAACGUGUUGUGAUGCCUUUGUUGUGUUGUUGUCAGGUAGACGUCAUUUUGUCGUGCCCUGUCUGCCAUGACGUGGGAUUCAAAGAUGCCGAAGCGUUGAAUAUCCAUGUUAAUCGGCAUUUCGGUGAUACGGCUAGAAUGGAUGUUGCCCAACCAAGUGCUUCGAAUCCAACACGUGAAAUGGAAGAGAACGGGAGAGUUUCUAAGAGGACCAGUUCGCCUUCUCUGCCUGCAAGUUCUUUCGCAAAGCGACGAAAAUUUGAAAACGAAUCUGCUUCAGGAGACGUGAGAGUUGAGAGAGCUUUAAAUGCUCUUCGCGUGCAGCGGAAAGACCACCUUUUAUCGCAAAUGCAAAAAGGAUCUUUGUCAUAUGUUGACUACCACAUGCAGGUCAUUCACGGAUCCAGGGCUGACAUAAUAGGCAUUGACGACGAUUACUCGCGUACAGCAGGGUUAUCGGAAAUGGUGUUGGGGAUGUGUAAACAAAUAGAUGCCACGGCUCAAACCUUGAUUGCUCCUCAUGUGGAUCAUUUUUCUGUGACAUUCCAUGAUCGUGGAUGGGGCUGUGGCUACAGGAACAUUCAAAUGAUGUGGUCAGCCUUGAAUCACAAUCCGGUGUACCAGCACGUUCUGAAGAGUGUUGUGGGCAUUCGCGGUGCCGACGGUUUCAAUGAAAAUCAAAUCAAGGAAGCCGUGCCGUCAGUUAUCCGGUUGCAAGAGCUAAUUGAGAAGGCCUGGGAAGCUGGGUAUGACAUAGAUGGCGGACUUCAGCUCGGAAUGAAGCUCGUUGGAGGCAGUACUUGGAUUGGGGCGACUGAAGCCUACUCUUUGUUCGCAUCGCUCGGAAUCAAAUGUCGUCUUAUAGACUUUUGGAAGGCGUCGGGUCCGAACCGGACGCACCCGGAAUUGUUCUCCUUCCUCGAACGGUACUUUACGGAAACGGCGGACCCGAAGGCGCCGGUGUAUUUACAAGAGCACGGCCACUCGUUGACCAUCUCAGGUUUCCAGCGGCGGCGCAACGGCCGUUCUUACGCCAUCGUAUUUGACCCGGGCCACCGAGCCCAGGAGACUAUGCAGAUUUGUAGGCGGGUGCGACGUUCUGCAGCUGCCAAAAGUACGCCGUCGGAUGAAGCCGCCGCAGUGUUGUCGCCGCUUUUUCGAGGCAUCAAUUACUUUAAGGCGGCGCAGUAUCAGCUCCUUGUUCCGAUCCGAGUCGCCUUCUCACAACAGGAACAGCAGAGAGGUCGCGGCGUGGACUGA
Molecule: messenger RNA, 1623 nt
Organism: Notodromas monacha
Lineage: Eukaryota; Metazoa; Arthropoda; Ostracoda; Podocopida; Cyprididae
Source: the annotation of a GenBank genome assembly